This is a messenger RNA of Capronia coronata CBS 617.96, 2034 nucleotides long. Its product is annotated as glucose-regulated protein. The record is from RefSeq and is a predicted model, not a curated record. NCBI's taxonomy places the organism in Eukaryota, Fungi, Ascomycota, Eurotiomycetes, Chaetothyriales, Herpotrichiellaceae. Gene Ontology annotation, cellular component: cytoplasm; membrane; endoplasmic reticulum chaperone complex. Gene Ontology annotation, molecular function: ATP hydrolysis activity; heat shock protein binding; ATP binding. The transcript has 2 exons. The coding region runs from base 1 to 2034 and encodes 677 amino acids. Gene Ontology annotation, biological process: protein refolding; cellular response to unfolded protein; endoplasmic reticulum unfolded protein response.
AUGGCGCGCCGGGCGUCCAGAUCCUCCUCUGCUUUGCAGUGGACCACCCUUUUCUAUCUUCUCCUCAUUUUCGUUUGUCCUCUCGCAUUGAUCGGCUCUGUCAACGCCAAAGAUCAAGCACCUUUAAAUGAAUCAGACUCCAACUAUGGCACCGUGAUCGGUAUCGAUCUGGGUACCACCUAUUCCUGCGUCGGUGUGAUGCAGAACGGAAAGGUAGACAUCAUCGUCAACGACCAAGGAAACCGAAUUACUCCUUCGUAUGUCGCAUUCACCGAUGAAGAACGGUUAGUAGGUGACGCGGCAAAGAACCAAUAUGCUGCGAAUCCGACACGCACUGUUUUUGAUAUCAAGCGAUUGAUCGGUCGAAAAUUCUCAGACAAAGACGUCCAACGAGACAUCAAACACUUCCCCUUCAAGGUUAUCAACAAAGAUGACAAACCUAUGGUCAGUGUCGAGGUUGCCGGUCAACCCAAGGUCUUCACUCCCGAAGAAAUCUCCGCAAUGGUGUUGGGCAAGAUGAAGGAAGUCGCAGAAGCGUACCUGGGCAAGAAAGUCACCCACGCGGUUGUCACGGUCCCGGCCUACUUCAACGAUAACCAGCGACAGGCGACGAAAGACGCUGGAACAAUCGCCGGUUUGACUGUUCUCCGCGUUGUCAACGAGCCAACCGCCGCAGCCAUUGCGUACGGCCUUGACAAGAAGGGCAAGGAGAGCCAAAUCAUUGUCUACGAUCUCGGUGGUGGUACAUUCGAUGUCUCUCUCCUCUCGAUUGAAGACGGUGUUUUCGAGGUUUUGGCUACGGCGGGUGACACCCACCUUGGUGGUGAAGAUUUCGAUCAGCGAGUCAUUGACCACUUCGUCAAGCUGUACAACAAGAAGCACGACGUGGAUAUCCGGAAAGACCUCAAGACCAUGGGCAAGCUGAAGCGAGAAGUUGAACGAGCCAAGCGAACCUUGUCUUCGCAAAUGUCAACUCGCAUCGAGAUUGAGGCCUUCCACAACGGCAACGACUUUUCCGAGACCUUGACUCGAGCCAAAUUCGAGGAGUUGAACAUGGAUCUGUUCAAGAAGACUCUGAAGCCAGUUGAACAGGUCAUCAAAGAUGCCAAGGUGAAGAAGUCGGACAUUGAUGACAUUGUUCUUAUCGGUGGUUCAACUCGUAUUCCCAAGGUUCAAGCCAUGAUCGAGGAAUACUUUGGUGGCAAAAAGGCUUCCAAGGGCAUCAACCCUGACGAAGCCGUGGCCUACGGUGCGGCUGUACAGGGUGGUGUUCUUUCCGGCGAGGCUGGCACUGAAGACCUCGUCCUUAUGGAUGUCAACCCCCUCACUCUUGGAAUCGAGACCACUGGAGGUGUCAUGACCAAGCUCAUCCCUCGCAAUACCGUCGUUCCCACCAAGAAAUCUCAAAUCUUCUCGACCGCGGCCGACAACCAGCCAGUUGUUUUGAUUCAAGUCUACGAAGGCGAACGAUCUCUAACCAAGGACAACAACCUACUUGGCAAAUUCGAACUCACCGGCAUUCCUCCUGCGCCUCGUGGUGUCCCACAAAUCGAGGUGUCAUUCGAGCUGGACGCCAACGGUAUUCUUAAGGUUUCGGCUGCCGACAAAGGUACCGGCAAAUCCGAGGCCAUCACCAUUACCAACGACAAAGGCAGACUGUCACCCGAGGAAAUCGAAAGAAUGGUCGCCGAAGCCGAGCAGUUUGCCGAAGAAGACAAACAGGUCCGGGAAAAGAUCGAGGCUCGCAACAAGCUUGAGAACUACGCCGUCUCACUCAAGAACCAGGCCAACGAUGAAGAAGGCCUCGGCGGCAAGAUUGACGAGGAGGACAAGGAAACUCUUCUGGAAGCUGUCAAGGAGACCCAAGACUGGCUCAACGAGAAUGCCGACACGGCGGAAAAGGAUGAUUUUGAUGAACAGUACGAAAAGCUGUCGAACGUGGCAUACCCCAUCUCCAGCAAGUUGUACGGUGGUGGUGCUAGCGGUAUGCCAGAUUAUGGCGAUGAUGAUGAGCCCGGUCACGACGAGUUGUGA